Molecule: messenger RNA, 1807 nt
Organism: Motacilla alba alba
Lineage: Eukaryota; Metazoa; Chordata; Aves; Passeriformes; Motacillidae
Product: DNA dC->dU-editing enzyme APOBEC-3F-like
Exons: 7
Coding region: 237-1361 (374 amino acids)
Biological process (GO): cytidine to uridine editing
Cellular component (GO): cytoplasm; nucleus
Molecular function (GO): cytidine deaminase activity; RNA binding; zinc ion binding
Source: RefSeq, a predicted model, not a curated record
UCAUCUGAGGCGUGAGGAAAGGAGGGGAGAGCACUGCUGGGGGCAGGCGUGUUUGGAUACGUCAUUGAGAGGCACCAACUGUGGCCCCGCGAAGUUCUUCCGUUUCGUCUUUCGCCAGCCUGUGCCCGCGGAGCCCGGGGGCGCGCCUUGCGCUUGGGCGCACCUCGAGCCGCGUCUGCAGGGACAGAACCACCAGGAGGACAGCACCGCCAGAGUCCACCGGGAAAGGAGAAGCCAUGUACAGGAGAAAGAUGAGAGGCAUGUAUAUAUCUAAGAGGGCAUUAAGAAUACACUUUGAUCCCUGCAAAUUUCCAAAGGAGACAUACCUACUGUGCGAGCUGCAGUGGCGUGGGAGCACCAAGUUUUGGCAGCACUGGGUCAGGAAUGACCAUGAUUAUGAAGAUUGCCAUGCAGAGCAGUACUUCCUGGACGAAGUCUUUGAGCCAAGAAGCUACAAUAUCUGUGACAUGACCUGGUACCUGUCCUGGAGCCCCUGUAGGGAGUGCUGCGAUAUAAUCCGGGAUUUCCUGGAGGAGCAGCCCAAUGUGAACAUAGACAUACGAGUGGCACGGCUCUACUACACAAACAUUCCCAGAUAUCGCGAUGGCCUGAGGGAACUUCACAGCUUGGAGGGAGUGACCAUUAAAGCCAUGGAAGCCGAAGACUAUAAUUACUGUUGGGAGACCUUUAUACAACCAGGUGUCAACUAUUAUUUCUCACCCAAUAAUUUUAAAUCAGAGAUACAGAGGAAUCGUACAAAGCUCGAAGAUAUCCUUCAGGGUCUUCAUUUGUAUGCUAGGAUCACAGUACUGCUGGUACUCUUCUUCAGGUGGAAGAUGCAGCCAAGAGACUUCCAAAGAAAUUACUCGCCUAGACAAAAUGGACGGGUGUACCUGCUGUAUGAAAUCAGGUGGAGAAGAGGUUCCAUCUGGAGGAACUGGUGCUCGAACAAUCAUGAACAACAUGCUGAAGUCAACUUCCUGGAAAAUCAUUUCAGUGUCAGGCCACAAACUCCUUGCUCCAUCACCUGGUUCCUUUCAACUAGUCCCUGCGGAAAGUGCUCCAGAAGGAUUCUGGAGUUCCUGAGGUCACACCCUAACGUGACCUUGGUAAUAUAUGCAGCCAAGCUGUUCAGGCACCACGAUAACCGUAACCGACAAGGUCUCCGCAACCUGAUAAUGAAUGGAGUCACUCUACGUAUCAUGAAUCUUGAAGAUUACAGAUACUGCUGGAGAAAUUUUGUUGCAUACCAAACUGGAGAAGACGAUUAUUGGCCCCAGAACGUCACUUUAUACUUCCUUCUGAAUAGCACAGAACUCUUACAUAUCUUUUGGGGGCUUCCUCCAUUUCUGGCAAACUGAAUGCUAAUGAGUAUCACCACCAUGCUUCCAAGUGCAGUUUGUGCAUCAAUACAAGACCAGAAAAGCCAGUCUCUGGGAGUCUUUUCUUCUGCAGCCUUGCUAAGUUUCUUGCUGCCACCAGAGAAGACUCCUGGGCAUUGCUAAGUAUUGAAGAGAACAGAAGGAGCACAUGAGAAGCCAUCAGGAAGCUUGGAUGAUGUAGCCAGGCAUCCAGGACACCCUGGUCUUUACAGACCUUUUUGAGAGUCCAGUGGGGAUGAAGACCAUGCCCCAUACUCAGGCCUUCCACAUCUGCAGAUUCUGCAAUCAGAUUCUACAAGUGUCCUCUUGAGAUGCCAGCAUGUAAGAUUUUUCAUGCUCUGAUGUGUUCCAAAGAAGUAAUCAGCCAUGCAUUCUUGCUUUCAGAAUUUCUUACAAAGAUCACUUUUGUGUCCACGUGUGUAUGU